CAGACAUAUUGUGAGCAGGCACAAAAAGGUGCUCAUCUGGUACAUGUAAACGAUUGGGAAGAAAAUAACUUUAUCACGGGUAUGCUCCGUCAACUUAAAGAUCAGAACUGGUGGUUAGGCCUGGCAGAUCGUGAAACAGAAGGCAGCUGGAAAUUGGUGGGUACAAGCACUUCCCCAGUCUUUGCCAAUUGGUCCCCAGGCGAACCCGAGUCUGCCGGGGGCAGGGCAAACGAGGACUGUGCAGUGUUCUACAAGUCUGACUCGUUUAGAUGGAUUGACGUCAGUUGUAGUUCCAGCUACUAUCCAGUCUGCGAAAAAUGAGCGGAAAGAGCACGUAAUAGAGCGGACAUACAGAAUCAGUAGAUUUUUAUACACACGGACAUAUAAAUCAGUCAGCUUUUUGUCGGUCUUUUGAAAUCCGCCUUAUUGUUUGUUAAUUCUUUAUAUAGUAUACAAUUAUUGAAUGGUUUGUUGGCAAAUAGUUAAAACUACAGUUCUGACUUUUGGCAGGAAAGCCAUUCAAUAAGUGCCUUCUUCCAAAUUUUCAUAUUUUUCUCAGUGUUGACUUUAGCACAGCAAAAUAUAGCGUUGAAUAACAGACAGGUCACAUGGACCGGUGAUUCGCAUUAUUACAUGACUUACUUAAAUUACCGGUUCUUAGUAUGUGUUAUUAAAUGGUCUUAAAUUUAACACUGAAUUUUGUUGGCUGAAGUAAAAACUUGAAGAAAACAAAUAUGUCUUUUGUUCACAGGAGAUAAUUCUUGAGGCUAUUCAAAUUUUGAAUAAGUGACUAAGUAUAUCCUUUUCUUCUCAGUACUCUAGAUAAUCAGAGCCAAGACUGAUGAAGUCAGAAUGUAUAACAGAAUUAUAUUUUUCUAUGACAAGUCGGUAGCCAGACUAAUAACCCUUUUUUACUUGUAUAUUUCAAUUAACCAAUUUAAACAUUUUUUACUUAUAGCAGGACCAGCCAUCUUCUAGCAGUUAAGUCUGAAUUUUGAUAUGUAAUUAGAUAAAAUUGUAACAAAGACAGAAAAUGAAGGACGAGGGAAUUAAACAAAAUACCAGCUUUGUCUUUUUGAAAGGACUUAUCCAAUGUGGCUAGGUUUACAUAACAAGAAAACAAUAUAUUAUUUUUGUUUUGUUUUCUUUUGAAAUUUAAAUUCAAAUCCGUGAAAACGACAUACAUGUAGUAGAUCUUUCUGUAGCAUAAGUCAAAUAAAAGACUUUUCAACAACUCUUAUAUAUGUAAGCUAUAAUGCAGUUCAUUAUAAUUUAAAAAUUAGUAAUCUAUGUUACAUCUAUAUUAGAAACGAGUUUCAGUUUCUAUUUGAAGAAGACAUUUUCUUAAAACCAAUGUCAUACAGGACUAAAUGUCAAAUGUUUACCAAAGAAACAGGAUGAGUGUAAUGUAUAGUGUAAAAGUUUGUAUGCCAGAAUAGAAAAUGUUUGUAAAAGAAGUUUCUACUUAAUGUUCUCUUUCAAUAAACAUUGUAUACAGCAAGGACAAUUUGUUUCUAUGCUUUUUGUUGACUCGCUGAUUGUUAUACAUUUUGUAAUUACUAAUUGUAAUACAUUUUGUUGUGACUUGAGAAAAAUUAAUGAAAGUGACAAUGAAAUAGAAAUUAGUAGAUGUUGACAGCUUAACAUAAAUUGUAUGUGUUACUAAUAAACUUACUGUUCGGCAAA
Molecule: messenger RNA, 1686 nt
Organism: Mercenaria mercenaria
Lineage: Eukaryota; Metazoa; Mollusca; Bivalvia; Venerida; Veneridae
Product: hepatic lectin-like
Exons: 4
Coding region: 82-321 (79 amino acids)
Source: RefSeq, a predicted model, not a curated record